This is a messenger RNA of Alternaria metachromatica, 4746 nucleotides long. RefSeq lists its product as uncharacterized. Gene Ontology annotation, biological process: transmembrane transport; L-tryptophan biosynthetic process. Gene Ontology annotation, cellular component: membrane; cytoplasm. NCBI's taxonomy places the organism in Eukaryota, Fungi, Ascomycota, Dothideomycetes, Pleosporales, Pleosporaceae. The record is from RefSeq and is a predicted model, not a curated record. Gene Ontology annotation, molecular function: tryptophan synthase activity. Bases 1 to 4746 code for a protein of 1581 amino acids. The transcript has 9 exons.
AUGGACGGCAUUAAGAAGACGUUUGCGCAAUGCAAGAAGGAGGGCAGGUCUGCCCUCGUCACCUAUGUGACUGCAGGUUUCCCCACGGCAGAGGAGACGCCAGACAUCAUGAUGGCCAUGGAGGCCGGAGGUGCUGAUAUCAUUGAACUCGGCAUGCCCUUCACCGACCCCAUUGCCGACGGCCCAGCAAUUCAGACCGCCAACACUCAAGCCCUCAAGAACGGCGUUACGAUUGGCCAUGUUCUCCAGAUGAUCCGCGACGCGAGGAAGCGGGGUCUGAAGGCACCAGUCCUCCUCAUGGGAUACUACAACCCGCUGCUCAGCUACGGCGAGGAGAAGAUGCUGCAGGAUGCGAAGGAGGCCGGAGCCAACGGCUUCAUCAUGGUCGACCUGCCACCGGAGGAGGCUCUGCGCUUCAGGAACUUCUGCCGCAGCUACGGUCUCUCCUACGUUCCCCUCAUCGCACCCGCUACCUCCGAGCACCGCAUGCGCGUCCUCUGCAAAAUCGCCGAUUCCUUCAUCUACGUCGUAUCGCGCAUGGGCGUCACCGGCGCAAGCGGAACAAUGAAUGCUGCUCUUCCUCAGCUUCUCGAGCGCGUCCACAAAUACUCUGGCAAUGUUCCGGCGGCUGUCGGUUUCGGUGUCAGCACACGCGACCACUACCUGAGCGUAGGCAAGAUAGCUGAGGGUGUCGUUAUCGGUUCCCAGAUUAUCAACACGUUGAUCAAGGCUCCAGCAGGAGAGGGCGCAAAGGCAGUUGAGAAGUACUGCGACGAGAUCUGCGGCAAGAGCACCCGCGAGACAACCCGUGAGGUUGGCAUCGUUGAGACAUUGAACGAGGCCAAGGAGCCCACCGGCGUCCACGUAGACAAGGUCAUCACAGAUGCCGAUACACCAGAUGGCCCCGGUCUUGCCGAUCAACUGGAGAUGCUCAACACUGACGAGACGGAAGGCGCGAAUGGAACCAACCAGCAGAACGGAUUUGACGAGAAGCACAAGUUCCCCGCACGAUUCGGCGAGUUUGGCGGGCAAUAUGUGCCUGAAUCUCUCAUGGAUUGUCUUUCUGAGCUCGAGGAAGGUUUCAACACAGCGAUCGAAGACCCCAAGUUCUGGGAAGAGUACCGAUCUUACUACGACUGGAUGGGCAGACCAGGACAUCUGCAUCUUGCCGAGCGCCUCACCGAGCACGCCGGAGGCGCCAACAUCUGGUUGAAGAGAGAAGAUCUGAACCACACCGGAAGUCACAAGAUCAACAACGCUCUCGGACAGGUACUCAUCGCCAGGAGACUGGGAAAGACUGAGAUUAUUGCCGAAACUGGAGCUGGCCAGCACGGUGUUGCAACAGCCACUGUGUGCGCCAAGUUCAACAUGAAGUGCACCAUCUACAUGGGUGCCGAGGAUGUCAGACGUCAAGCUCUGAACGUCUUCCGCAUCAAGUUGCUCGGUGCGCAGGUCGUUGCUGUCGAGGCUGGUGCGCAGACCCUCCGCGAUGCAGUCAACGAGGCCAUGCGCGCUUGGGUCGUUCACCUCGACACAACACACUACAUCAUCGGAUCCGCCAUCGGUCCUCACCCCUUCCCUACGAUUGUCCGUACUUUCCAGUCAAUCAUCGGAAACGAGACCAAGGAGCAGAUGCAGGCCAAGCGUGGCAAGCUUCCCGAUGCUGUAGUUGCCUGCGUUGGUGGUGGCAGCAAUGCCGCGGGCAUGUUCUACCCCUUCUCGAAAGACAUGUCCGUUAAGCUUCUCGGUAUUGAGGCUGGUGGUGACGGUAUUGACACAGACCGCCACAGUGCAACACUCUCCGCUGGAACCAAGGGCGUGCUUCACGGCGUGCGUACCUAUGUAAUCCAGAACCAGCACGGACAGAUCAGCGAGACUCACUCGGUCUCUGCUGGUCUCGACUACCCCGGUGUUGGCCCAGAGCUUUCCAGCUGGAAGGACAGCGACCGUGCCAAGUUCAUUGCCUGCACCGAUGCCGAGGCCUUCAUCGGCUUCCGUCUGAUGUCCCAGCUCGAGGGUAUCAUCCCGGCGCUGGAGACCUCGCAUGCCGUCUUUGGUGCCAUUGAGCUGGCCAAGACAAUGAACAAGGACCAGGACAUUGUCAUCUGUGUCUCUGGACGUGGUGACAAGGACGUGCAGAGUGUCGCGGAGGAGCUGCCCAAGCUAGGACCCAAGAUUGGCUGGGACCUGAGGUCCUUUGAGCUUCAACCACUCGACCCUACCCCAAAAGAGACACGGCGGGAGACCAAGAGGGAACAAAAGCGACGGGAGAAGCUCGAGCAGCUUCGCGAGGCCGACGAGAUGAAGUUCUCCCACAGCCUGCAGUUCAAUGCAGUGCCGGACUGGAGCAACCACUACAUUGCCUACAGCAACCUCAAGAAGCAAAUAUACAGCCUUGAGACGCAGCUCAACCAGAAGCAGGCGCAUACCGAUGCCGAGUCCUCACCACUCCUCAACGGGGAUGCCGAUGAUCCAGACAAGGUCUUCACGAAUACUCUCGACACGGAACUAGAACGCGUCACGUCCUUCUACAAGCUCAAGGAGAAUGAGAUCUUCGAGGAGAUGGAGGCCCUGCUCAAGGACGAGGAGCUGUUCGAGUACCACCAGGAAGAGUAUAAUGAGGAGAACGAGAAUGCGCCGCCAGGGAAGAAGAUGCGCAGUGGAAGCGUCUUCAAGGCCAUCGGCUUCAACCGACCGCGGGCAAUGAGCGGUGCCAGCGGACGGUCAACAGACCACGGCGCAGAGGCAGAUGGAGACGAGGACGAUUCGGACGAAGACGUCGACGAGACCGCACAGCUGCGUAAGAAGAGCCCAGACGGUCAACGGCGACGCAGACGGACCACCGACGAAGACAUGGCAGCCUCGCACGUGUCCUCAAGACGGAAGACGAGCGUCGCAUUCGAGGACUACAACGACAUGGCUUUCUCAGCGCUGUACGACGAAGGCGUGUCGCUUAAGAAGCGGGCCGUCAGUGUUUACGUUUUGCUGUGCGAGCUGCGAUCUUUCAUCCAGCUAAACAAGACGGGUUUCGAAAAGGUGCUGAAGAAGUACGACAAGAUCAUGGACCGCAAACUCAAAAAGACAUACCUGAACAAAUACGUCUACCCGGCAUAUCCCUUCCAGCAAAGUACCAUGGACACGCUCACGCGGAACCUCGAGCGCAUGGAAGAAGCGUACGCGCAGAUUGGCACCAAGGGCGACAUUGUAGAGGCGAAGCGCGAGCUGAGACUGCAUCUGCGGGAACACGUCGUGUGGGAGAGAAACACAGUCUGGCGAGAGAUGAUUGGAAUCGAACGGAAAGCGCAAGCGGCCAAUAUCGGUAUUAGCCAUACACUGCUCGGACGCGACACGACGGGCGGCAAGAUCAGGCGGCAGGGAGACGAGGUCGAAUCAGACAUGAAGGAGGUGGAUACACCGAUUGGAAGAUAUCGGUGCCCGCAAUGGCUCGUCAGCAGGACCUUUUGGAUUCUGCUUGCUUGCAUAGCGGUCUUCGUCGUGCUGCUUGUGGUGCCCAUCAUGGAGGCGCCUGAGCAGCAAAACUGUCUGGCAAUGGUGAUUUUCGUCAGUUUACUAUGGGCCACCGAGGCUAUACCUCUCUUCGUGACCUCGCUUUUGGUACCUUUCCUCGCUGUAACACUAAAUGUAGUACGAAGCGACGUGGAGCCUCACCGAAGACUGGAAUCCAAGGCAGCGGCGUCCUACGUCUUCUCCGCCAUGUGGACGCCAGUCAUCAUGCUGCUACUCGGUGGUUUCACAAUUGCCGCUGCGCUAUCAAAGUACAACAUCGCCAAGAUGAUGGCUACCUUUGUCCUCAGCAAGGCCGGAACGAAGCCAAGAACCGUCCUUGUAGUCAACAUGUUCGUCGCCAUGUUCGCCAGUAUGUGGAUCAGCAACGUUGCCGCACCAGUGCUCUGCUUCUCCAUCAUCCAGCCCAUCCUCCGCAACCUCCCCGCCGAUUCCGACAUGACCAAAGCACUCCUCAUGGGCAUCGCCCUCUCCUCCAACAUCGGUGGCGCCGCCUCCCCCAUCGCCUCGCCACAGAACCUAAUCGCGCUGCAAAACAUGCACCCAGAACCCUCCUGGGGCGUAUGGUUCUUCGUCGCACUUCCCGUCUGCAUCAUCUCGAUUUUACUAAUCUGGGUCUUCCUCCUCAUCACCUUCCAACCCGGCCGCGGCACCAGCAUCGUGCCCAUCCGUCCCCUCAAGGACAAGUUCACCGGCGUGCAAUGGUUCAUCAGCGUCGUCACCCUCGUUACCAUUGUCCUGUGGUGUGUGAGCCAUCAGCUUGAAUCCAUCUUCGGCGACAUGGGCGUCGUAGCCAUCAUCCCCAUCGUCCUCUUCUUCGGCACCGGUAUCCUGACUAAAGAGGACUUCAACAAUUUCCUCUGGACCAUCAUCAUCCUCGCCGCCGGCGGUUUGUCCCUCGGUAAAGCAGUCAAUUCAUCGGGGCUGCUGCAUACGAUCGCGGAGUCCAUCACCGCCGGCGUCGAGGGCAUGAGUCUCUACGGCGUUCUCGUCGUGUUCUGCGCGUUGAUCGGUGUGGUCGCUACGUUUAUCAGUCAUACCGUUGCGGCGCUUAUUGUGCUCCCGCUUGUCCAGCAGGUCGGGCAGCAGAUGCCGGAGCCGCAUCCUAAUCUGCUGGUUAUGGGCGCGGUGUUGAUGGCUAGUGGGGCGAUGGGGCUGCCGACUAGUGGGUUUCCUAAUAUGAGUAAGUUUUCCUUCCUUGGGUGUGUGAUUAGGAAGUGA